GAAGAUUCGCAAAAGUGUUAAGAGUGGGUGGGUGGUCAAGUGAAACAAUAUUUAAGAAAAAUCUCCCGCUUUUCACGAAACAGUCAGAGUCUAUUGUUGUAAUUUGUUGGUUCGUUCAGCGGGUUCUCCAAAAUUUAUCCCACUUAUCCGUGUUAAAAUUGUUUCACAAUAAUAAGGACAUAAUUUUAAAUAAACCGAAAUGUCCCUGCGUCUGUCUCUGAGUUCAUCAGGAAUCAAAGGAGUACAAUUUGCAUUUGUCCAAGUGUUGAUUUUCCACAGUGCCUUAUGUGAAAUUGAAUAUAAUAAUGUUAAUCCUGAUGGGUCCUUCUCGUUCCGACAUUCCAACGACGACAUUGGAAGUUACUACCAUAGUGCGGCUGGGAAUCCAGACAACAAGAUUCGAGGUCGUUAUGGUUCGAGGAACCCGUCUAAUGGACGGGUAGAAGAAACUGUUUAUACAGCCGGACCACGUGGUUUUCGGGCAAAUGGACCACAAAUUCAUAGAAAAAUGGACCUGUCACAGAUACCUAGAGGGCCGAAAGGAAAUGCCGAUGAUCCACUUGCAGACCCCUACGAUGAUCCCACUUACAGCUUUAGUUUCAAAACGUCUGACUACAAUCGCAAUGAAGAUUCUGAUAGCAGUGGUAGAAUACGAGGUCUUUAUUCAUAUUUUGAUGAUAUUGGCGAAAGACACACUGUUCGUUAUGCAGCUGGAGCAGGAACUGGUUUUAAAGUCUUAAAUAGCGUUCCGGAUAGUCAGACUUCUGUGGCGUAUAGUGCUCCACUCUGGAAAGGUCCACCAGGUGCACGAGGAAAAAUUGCAGUCGAAAGAGGUUCCAACGGAAUGUACAAAUUUAUUGCUGCUGCUCCUGAUCAUCGAAGAUCAGAGGUUAGUGGUCCAGAUGGUAUCGUAAGGGGAUCAUACUCCUAUCUUGAUGAUAAAGGCGUUCAAAGAACUGUAGAGUAUGAAGCUGGAGCUGGCAUUGGUUAUAGAAUAGUUAAAAACAGUAUUGGUCCAGGAACCCAUAACAACGCAAUUGUUCCUUACUUACGUGCAAGUGACGAUUUUCCUAAAGAGUUCUUACAAACUUCUAGUAGUGAUUCACUUAAAUCUAAGAACAAAGACACUGCUGCUUCUUAUUCAGACAGUGAAGAAGCUAUUGAAACUUCGAAGGGAUCAAGGACAUCAAGCAAUAGUAAUGCCAAUGGAAAGUCAAAAAACCGGGGGUCUAUGAUGGGAAGUGGUUCAAAAAUCAGUGGAAAAACAACACGGCCAAACGAUGGAAACGAAGAAGACCCAUCGGAGUACGAUGGAAAUUCUUCUAGCAAAAGUUCGAACAAACUAGCAUCCGAUCAAAAUAGCAAAGGAUUAAAAUCGAAAGGAGGACGUUUUGAUUCGAAUUUUGAAAAUGACCUAAGUUCGUUGCCACCCCUGAUAACAAGUAAUCGUCGAAUUUUGGAAAUAGGUCGUGAGAAAGAUUGGAACUCUCAUAACAGAGAUUCAACUUUAAUUAAAAAUGUAGGGAAAUGGUACAUUGGACUGCCUCCAGGUCAGAGUGUAAGAGCACACGUUCAAAAUAUUGAUAUUUUGCCGAUUGGAGGACGGACACUAUCGCCAUCAGAAGCUCUGCGAAGGGACGAACUUUCAGAACUUGCAGAGAUUUAGAUAGAUAGGUAUUAAAUAUAUGUAGGUUUAAUAUUUGUGUGUAUAUUUUUGAAAUAAAUUAUGUCCUUCGAAAUGUGU
Molecule: messenger RNA, 1744 nt
Organism: Eupeodes corollae
Lineage: Eukaryota; Metazoa; Arthropoda; Insecta; Diptera; Syrphidae
Gene: Cpr73D
Exons: 4
Coding region: 200-1666 (488 amino acids)
Cellular component (GO): chitin-based extracellular matrix
Molecular function (GO): structural constituent of chitin-based larval cuticle
Source: RefSeq, a predicted model, not a curated record